GAUGCCGGUAGCGCGUCGGUUCCCUGGCUUAGAGCUCUCCUUUCCUCUCCUGGCCAGACUGCGGCGACGUUUGUACACAAGGCUGGGAAGCAGCAGCAUGCAGCCAGAGGAGGGCACAGGCUGGCUGCUGGAGCUUCUGUCUGAAGUGCAACUACAGCAGUACUUCCUGCGGCUCCGCGAUGACCUCAAUGUUACUCGCCUAUCCCAUUUUGAAUAUGUCAAGAACGAGGACCUGGAAAAGAUCGGCAUGGGCCGGCCUGGCCAGCGGCGGCUGUGGGAGGCUGUGAAGAGGAGGAAGGCUAUGUACAAACGCAAGUCAUGGAUGAGCAAGGUGUUCAGUGGAAAGCGGCUGGAGGCUGAGUUUCCCCCUCAUCACUCUCAGAGCACUUUCCAGAAGCCUUUGCCCACCACUGGUGGCCCAGCAGGUGAGGGGGCCCUGCAGAGCCUCACCUGCCUCAUUGGGGAAAAGGACCUGCGCCUCCUGGAGAAGCUAGGAGAUGGCUCAUUUGGUGUGGUGCGCAGGGGUGAGUGGGAUGCCCCUGCGGGGAAAACGGUGAGUGUGGCUGUGAAGUGCCUGAAGCCUGAUGUGCUGAGCCAGCCAGAGGCCAUGGACGACUUCAUCCGGGAGGUCAAUGCCAUGCAUUCCCUUGACCACAGAAAUCUUAUUCGUCUCUAUGGGGUGGUACUCACACCACCCAUGAAGAUGGUGAGUGUGAUGGCAGAAAGGGAGUGUGAAGGGUGUGCCCCUGAAAGCCUGAAGACACGGACUUUUUCCCAUGCCAGCGAUACCUGGAUGUUUGGAGUCACAUUGUGGGAGAUGUUCACCUAUGGCCAGGAGCCCUGGAUUGGCCUCAAUGGUAGCCAGAUUCUGCAUAAGAUUGAUAAAGAAGGGGAGCGCCUGCCUCGGCCCGAAGACUGCCCUCAGGAUAUCUACAAUGUCAUGGUCCAGUGCUGGGCUCACAAGCCAGAGGACAGACCCACAUUUGUGGCCCUUCGGGAUUUCUUGCUGGAGGCCCAGCCUACCGACAUGCGUGCCCUUCAGGACUUUGAGGAACCAGACAAGCUGCACAUCCAGAUGAAUGAUGUCAUCACCGUCAUUGAGGGAAGGCUGUAUCUGGGGAACCCUAUGGACCCUCCUGACCUGCUAAGCGUGGAGCUGAGCGCCUCCCGAGCCUCCCAGCAUCUAGGAAGAGUGAAAAAACCUACCUAUGAUCCUGUGAGUGAAGACCAAGACCCGCUGUCCAGCGACUUCAAGAGGCUGGGCUUGCGGAAGCCAGGUCUGCCCCGAGGGCUGUGGCUAGCAAAGCCCUCUGCCCGCGUCUCUGGCACCAAGGCAGGUCGAAGUAGCGGGAGUGAGGUGACGCUCAUUGACUUUGGGGAGGAGCCUGUGGUCCCCGUGCCACGGCCCUGUGCGCCCUCCCUAGCACAGCUGGCCAUGGAUGCCUGCUCCCUGCUGGACAAGACACCACCGCAGAGCCCCACGCGAGCGUUACCACGACCUCUGCACCCCACACCCGUGGUGGAUUGGGAUGCACGCCCACUGCCUCCACCCCCUGCUUAUGAUGAUGUGGCUCAAGACGAGGAUGACUUCGAGGUCUGCUCCAUCAACAGCACCCUGGUGGGCGCAGGGCUCCCUGCUGGGCCCAGCCAGGGCGAGACCAAUUACGCCUUUGUGCCCGAGCAGGCACCGCUGCCCCCUGCCCUGGAGGACAACCUGUUCCUCCCACCCCAGGGUGGGGGCAAGCCACCCAACUCAGCCCAGACCGCAGAGAUUUUCCAGGCCCUGCAGCAGGAGUGUAUGCGACAGCUGCAGGUCCCCACUGGCUCCCUGGCGCCCUCACCCAGCCCGGGGACUGAUGACAAGCCGCAGGUGCCCCCCCGGGUGCCCAUCCCCCCUCGGCCCACGCGGCCACGUGUGGAGCUCUCUCCAGCCCCCGUGGGUGAGGAAGAGCCAGGUCGGUGGCCUGGGCCCGCCUCUCCUCCCCGGGUACCGCCCCGGGAGCCCCUGUCCCCUCAAGGCUCCAGGACCCCCAGCCCCCUAGUGCUGCCUGGCAGCUCCCCGCCGUCACUCCGCCUCUCAAGCUCGCCCGGGAAAACAAUGCCUACCACCCAGAGCUUUGCCUCAGACCCCAAGUACGCCGCGCCCCAGGUGAUCCAGGCUCCCGGCCCACGGGCUGGCCCCUGCAUCUUGCCCAUUGUCCGAGAUGGCAAGAAGGUCAGCAACACCCACUACUAUCUGCUGCCUGAGCGCCCUCCCUACCUGGAGCGCUACCAGCGUUUUCUGCGUGAGGCCCAGAGCCCCGAAGAGCCAGCUGCCCUGCCUGUGCCCCUGUUGCUUCCCCCACCCAACACCCCAGCCCCUGCUGCCCCCACUGCCACCGUUAGGCCAAUGCCCCAGGCUUCCCCAGACCCCAAGGCCAACUUCUCCACCAACAACAGCAACCCAGGGGCCCGACCACCAGCCCUGAGGGCCACUGCUCGGCUGCCACAGAGGGGCUGCCCUGGGGAUGGGCCAGAGGCUGGACGGCCAGCAGACAAGGUCCAGAUGGUGGAGCAGCUCUUUGGGCUAGGUCUACGGCCACGGGUGGAGUGCCACAAAGUGCUGGAAAUGUUUGACUGGAACCUGGAGCAAGCUGGCUGCCACCUUCUGGGUUCCUGCGGUCCUGCCCACCACAAGUGA
Molecule: messenger RNA, 2680 nt
Organism: Dipodomys ordii (Ord's kangaroo rat)
Lineage: Eukaryota; Metazoa; Chordata; Mammalia; Rodentia; Heteromyidae
Gene: Tnk2
Product: tyrosine kinase, non-receptor, 2
Exons: 12
Coding region: 2-2680 (892 amino acids)
Biological process (GO): protein phosphorylation; negative regulation of epidermal growth factor receptor signaling pathway; regulation of keratinocyte differentiation
Cellular component (GO): extrinsic component of cytoplasmic side of plasma membrane
Molecular function (GO): ATP binding; protein kinase activity
Source: RefSeq, a predicted model, not a curated record